CGGGCUCCUCCCGGCCGGAAUGCCAGUGCCCCGCGCCCCGCGCGCCUGCUCCGGCGCCGCCUGUCCAGCAGCCUACCCGCGGCGCCUUUAUACCCUGCGGGCUGGGCGCUCACUAAUGUUUAACUCUGGGCCGAAACUUGCCAGCGGCGAGUGACUCCACCGCCCGGAGCAGUGGAGCAGGACGCGCCUCUCCGCCGCCGGCUGUGACUUCUGCCUGCGCUCCUUCACUGAACGCACACUUCCGAGGAGACGCCGACGAUGAAGACAGCGUGGAAGGUUCUCCUGGGACUGCUGGGUGCUGCUGCGCUUGUCACCAUCAUCACCGUGCCCGUGGUUCUGCUGAACAAAGGCACAGAUGAUGCUACAGCUGACAGUCGCAAAACUUACACUCUAACUGAUUACUUAAAAAAUACUUAUAGACUGAAGUUGUACUCCUUACGAUGGAUUUCAGAUCAUGAAUAUCUCUACAAACAAGAAAAUAAUAUCUUGGUAUUCAAUGCUGAAUAUGGAAACAGCUCGGUUUUCUUGGAGAACAGUACAUUUGAUGAGUUUGGACAUUCUAUAAAUGAUUAUUCAAUAUCUCCUGAUGGGCAGUUUAUUCUCUUAGAAUACAACUAUGUGAAGCAAUGGAGGCAUUCCUACACAGCUUCAUAUGACAUUUAUGAUUUAAAUAAAAGGCAGCUGAUUACAGAAGAGAGGAUUCCAAACAACACACAGUGGGUCACAUGGUCACCAGUGGGUCAUAAAUUGGCAUAUGUUUGGAACAAUGACAUUUAUGUUAAAAUUGAACCAAAUUUACCAAGUCACAGAAUCACAUCGACUGGGAAAGAAGAUAUGAUAUAUAAUGGAAUAACUGACUGGGUUUAUGAAGAGGAAGUCUUCAGUGCCUACUCUGCUCUGUGGUGGUCUCCAAACGGCACUUUUUUAGCAUAUGCCCAAUUUAACGACACAGAAGUCCCACUUAUUGAAUACUCCUUCUACUCUGAUGAGUCACUGCAGUACCCAAAGACUGUACAGGUUCCAUAUCCAAAGGCAGGAGCUGUGAAUCCAACUGUAAAGUUCUUUGUUGUAAAUACAGACUCUCUCAGCUCAGCCACCAAUGCAACUUCCAUACAAAUCACUGCGCCUGCUUCUAUGUUGAUAGGGGAUCACUACUUGUGUGAUGUGACAUGGGCAACACAAGAAAGAAUUUCUUUGCAGUGGCUCAGGAGGAUUCAGAACUAUUCGGUCAUGGAUAUUUGUGAUUAUGAUGAGUCCAGUGGAAGAUGGAACUGCUUAGUGGCACGGCAACACAUUGAAACGAGUACUACUGGCUGGGUUGGAAGAUUUAGGCCUUCGGAACCUCAUUUUACCUCUGAUGGUAAUAGCUUCUACAAGAUCAUUAGCAAUGAAGAAGGUUACAGACACAUUUGUUAUUUUCAAAUAAAUAAAAAAAACUGCACAUUUAUUACAAAAGGAGCCUGGGAAGUCAUCGGGAUAGAAGCUCUAACCAGCGAUUAUCUAUACUACAUUAGUAAUGAAUAUAAAGGAAUGCCAGGAGGAAGGAAUCUUUAUAAAAUCCAACUUAGUGACUAUACAAAAGUGACAUGCCUUAGUUGUGAGCUGAAUCCGGAAAGGUGUCAGUACUAUUCUGUGUCAUUCAGUAAAGAGGCGAAGUAUUAUCAGCUGAGAUGUUCCGGUCCUGGUCUGCCCCUCUAUACUCUACACAGCAGUGUGAAUGAUAAAGGGCCGAGAGUCCUGGAAGAUAAUUCAGCUUUGGAUAAAAUGCUGCAGAAUGUCCAGAUGCCCUCCAAAACACUGGACUUCAUUAUUUUGAAUGAAACAAAAUUUUGGUAUCAGAUGAUCUUGCCUCCCCAUUUUGAUAAAUCCAAGAAAUAUCCUCUACUAUUAGAUGUGUAUGCAGGCCCGUGUAGUCAAAAAGCAGACGCUGUCUUCAGACUCAACUGGGCCACUUACCUUGCAAGCACAGAAAACAUUAUAGUAGCUAGCUUUGAUGGCAGAGGAAGUGGUUACCAAGGAGAUAAGAUCAUGCAUGCAAUCAACAGAAGACUGGGAACAUUUGAAGUUGAAGAUCAAAUUGAAGCAGCCAGACAAUUUUCAAAAAUGGGAUUUGUGGACAACAAACGAAUUGCAAUUUGGGGCUGGUCAUAUGGAGGGUACGUAACCUCAAUGGUCCUGGGAUCGGGAAGCGGCGUGUUCAAGUGUGGAAUAGCCGUGGCGCCUGUAUCCCGGUGGGAGUACUAUGAUUCAGUGUACACAGAACGUUACAUGGGUCUCCCAACUCCAGAAGACAACCUUGACCAUUACAGGAAUUCAACAGUCAUGAGCAGAGCUGAAAAUUUUAAACAAGUUGAGUACCUCCUUAUUCAUGGAACAGCAGAUGAUAACGUUCACUUUCAGCAGUCAGCUCAGAUCUCCAAAGCCCUGGUCGAUGCUGGAGUGGAUUUCCAGGCAAUGUGGUAUACUGAUGAAGACCAUGGAAUCGCUAGCAGCACAGCACACCAACACAUAUACACCCACAUGAGCCACUUCAUAAAACAAUGUUUCUCUUUACCUUAGCACCUCAAAACACCAUGCCAUUUAAAGCUUAUUAAAAGUCAUUUUUGUUUUCAUUAUCUCAAAACUGCACUGUCAAGAUGAUGAUCUUAAAAAUAUACACUCAAAUCAAGAAACUUAAGGUUACCUUUGUUCCCAAAUUUCAUACCUAUCAUCUUAAGUAGGGACUUCUGUCUUCACAACAGAUUAUUACCUUACAGAAGUUUGAAUUAUCCGGUCGAGUUUUAUUGUUUAAAAUCAUUUCCGCAUCAGCUGCUGAAACAACAAAUAGGAAUUGUUUUUAUGGAAGCUUUGCAUAGAUUCCCUGAGCAGGAUUUUAAUCUUUUUCUAACUGGACUGGUUCAAAUGUUGUUCUCUUCUUUAAAAGGAUGGCAAGAUGUGGGCAGUGAUGUCACUAGGGCAGGGACAGGAUAAGAGGGAUUAGGGAGAGAAGAUAGCAGGGCAUGGCUGGGAACCCAAGUCCAAGCAUACCAACACGAGCAGGCUACUGUCAGCUCCCCUCGGAGAAGAUCUGUUCACAGCCAGACUGGCACAGUUUUCUGAGAAAGACUAUUCAAACAGUCUCAGGAAAUCAAAUAUGCAAAGCACUGACUUCUAAGUAAAACCACAGCAGUUGAAAAGACUCCAAAGAAAUGUAAGGGAAACUGCCAGCAAUGCAGGCCCCCAGGUGCCAGUUAUGGCUAUAGGUGCUACAAAAACACAGCAAGGGUGAUGGGAAAGCAUUGUAAAUGUGCUUUAAAAAAAAACAUACUGAUGUUCCUAGUGAAAGAGGCAGCUUGAAACUGAGAUGUGAACACAUCAGCUUGCCCUGUUAAAAGAUGAAAAUAUUUGUAUUGCAAAUCUUAACUUGAAGGAGUCCUUGCCUCAAUUUUUCUUAUUUCAUUUCUUUGAGUGUCUUCAUUAAAAGAAUACUUUAACUUCCUUGGACUCAUUUUAAAAAAUGGAACAUAAAAUAGAAUGUUAUGUAUUAUUAUUCCCAUUCUACAUACUAUGGAAUUUCUCCUGGUCAUUUAAUAAAUGUGCCUUCAUUUUUUCAGAAG
Molecule: messenger RNA, 3596 nt
Organism: Macaca mulatta (Rhesus monkey)
Lineage: Eukaryota; Metazoa; Chordata; Mammalia; Primates; Cercopithecidae
Gene: DPP4
Product: dipeptidyl peptidase 4
Biological process (GO): proteolysis
Cellular component (GO): plasma membrane
Molecular function (GO): dipeptidyl-peptidase activity; serine-type endopeptidase activity
Source: RefSeq, marked validated